This is a messenger RNA of Penicillium verhagenii, 360 nucleotides long. Its product is annotated as SNAP receptor SNC2. Gene Ontology annotation, molecular function: syntaxin binding; SNAP receptor activity. NCBI's taxonomy places the organism in Eukaryota, Fungi, Ascomycota, Eurotiomycetes, Eurotiales, Aspergillaceae. Gene Ontology annotation, cellular component: plasma membrane; SNARE complex. The record is from RefSeq and is a predicted model, not a curated record. Bases 1 to 360 code for a protein of 119 amino acids. Gene Ontology annotation, biological process: vesicle-mediated transport; vesicle fusion. The transcript has 3 exons.
AUGUCCAACGAACAGCCCUACGACCCCUAUAUCCCCAACCAGGGUGGUGCUGCCCCCAGCGCCUCCCAGCAGCAGAAUGGAAACCAGCGCACCGCGGCGCUGCAAGCGCAAAUCGAUGAUACCGUUGGUGUGAUGCGCGAGAACAUCACAAAGGUUUCUCAGCGUGGUGAGCGCCUAGACUCCCUGCAGGACAAGACCGACAACUUGGCUGUUUCGGCCCAGGGAUUCCGCCGGGGUGCCAACCGCGUGCGGAAGCAGAUGUGGUGGAAGGAUAUGAAGAUGCGCGUAUGCUUGGUCAUUUGCGUUAUCAUCCUAUUGAUUGUCAUCAUUGUUCCUUCUGUCGUCGUUUCAAAGCAUUAA